This is a messenger RNA of Cladocopium goreaui, 1794 nucleotides long. The record is from the annotation of a GenBank genome assembly. NCBI's taxonomy places the organism in Eukaryota, Dinophyceae, Suessiales, Symbiodiniaceae.
CACUUUCUUUUGCACAAUGGCGCUGUGUUUGCCAGAUCACCAGAAGCAUAGCUGCACUGUCCCUCCCAUGACAAGCAAAAUGAUGAAAGUCUUGAACGACUUCCUCAAGAAAAUGAAAAGACCACUUAUGAAAGAGCUGGUGGAGAAGCGAUCAUCUUCGAUCGAGAGUGUUUUGGGUCAGGAGUAUGGGAUUUCCUUCAGCAACGACGAUAGGUUUCUGCGAAGCACUGAAUUUAGAAGGCGCCCUCCUGAGGUGCUAUUCAAUGCAGUGCAAGAGCUGAAAUCGGGGCAUCAAAAUCCUCAAUUCAUGUCCGAUGCCUUUUCUGUCGCGCACGGGCUGAUGGACACAACUAAUGAGAUCAACAGUCUCCAACGAGGUGGUGAUGCGGAAUUUCGUGUUGCACAAGCAAUCCUCUUACAACUCGUGGCCAAUUUUUUGGGUGCCAAUGCUGUGACUCCCGGCAGGUAUCACUUGGAUGAGCACAGGUUCAUUUUUGUGGUUUCCUGCGGCUUGCACUUUCUUGCAAUCCCCAUUUACCUUGGUGAGACCAUUGAAGUGUCAGAGCCUCGAGAAUAUCUCAUUUUCCCUAAGCCCAACACUGACAGAUACCGUAGCACCAUCACUGUGACUUCUGUGAACAGUGGUGCUGCUGGCUCAGAAUUCUUGUGUGAGGGUGCUCACAUUAUCAUUUCAUGUGUCCAUCCACACAUCGACAUGGCUGCUGGAUCGGCCAGCCCAGCUUUCGCAGCACAACUACUGCAAUGGUUCAUUGCAGCCCCAAGUGCCGAGGAUGUUCAACGGUACCUGGCUGCGGCUCAACAGAAACGGCCCGUGAUUUUUUUGAGGCGAAACUUGGGCUUGACACAUCCAGAGUUGCCGUUCCACGAGUCCAGCAAUGUGGUCUUUUUGAGCUCGCCGGAUGAUGUGCACCAGGUCCUCGAACUGGCAGAUCAGAUUCCAUGUGGCUUGAGCCGACAUUUCUUGGACUUCCAAACUGGCAUGGUUCCAUUUACUUUCCCUCCUGCCAUUGAUGAUUGGGAUCAGCGGAUGCAAAACAAUGUGAUGCAAACAGGGCUUCCCUUCUUAGACCAGGAAGAGGCUGCCAGCUACUUUUUCGAGAAACUUGAGGAGGUUGAAUUAGACCUGUCUGAGCUAGAGGAAAAUGUGAUUCAAGAGGUUUCCGUCGUUGACGAAGACGAUCUUAUUGCCAACGCGAAGCGUUUGGCCAGAGAUGCACUCCUGUGCUUGCAGCGUCAUCAUGUUGCUGUCUGUUGGGUGUCCGAGAUUGUGAAUGAAAUCGUUGAGUUGGCAGCCUAUGAGGGUCGCAUCAAGCAAGAGCAAGAGGAAAUCAGCAAACGGUGGGACGUGCAGCCUGCGAAGAAGAACCGUCACGCUGCCAAGAGGGAGAGGAAGAAACAAGACCAGCAAGCUUUGCCGAUGGAAGCCAAAGUUCAAUCUGAACCACCAUCUGCAACCCAGCGACUGCGAGGGAUCCUGAAUGACUUCACCAACAAGGUCUUCAAGUAUCAACACUACCGGAAGGCAUUCCACGCUCUCCAGUCGACUGGCCUCUUAGCGCAUAUCGGUUCUGAGAUGGUACAUGGAUCGCACCAUGUGCUGCACGGAAAUGGGAUGAACAGUGUGACCAUGGUGAGGCCACACGGAAGUUCUUCUGAGCAUCCUCGGCAUCAAUUCAAGCGCAGCCUCAUGAGCAUCGCAUCAGCGCAAGCACAAGCUAGCGCUUCAUGCAGGCUCGGCGAGUAGACCGAUUUGGUGGACAGAUGAAAAGGGAA